Molecule: messenger RNA, 770 nt
Organism: Microplitis demolitor
Lineage: Eukaryota; Metazoa; Arthropoda; Insecta; Hymenoptera; Braconidae
Product: transmembrane protein 186
Exons: 2
Coding region: 148-747 (199 amino acids)
Cellular component (GO): mitochondrion
Source: RefSeq, a predicted model, not a curated record
UCAAAACGACAAUAAAAAAAGAACUCCAAAAAGUAAAGUGCCGAUUGUUGAAUUACUUGAUAAUUUUAAAUUACAAUUACGAUAAUUAAUAAGAGACUGUUAGUAAAUAAUAAAUAUUCACAAGCAAUUUAUUUAUUGACAGUAAAGAUGUCACUUUUGACAGCGAACUGUGCAAGAUUAAAUUUAUACAGGCAUUUAUUACGUACAUCGGUAUCAUCACAAUUAGCAGCUCGGACAUCAACAUCAAAACCAACAUUGUAUGAAUCUAAAAGAUUUCCUGGGUACCAAGUACUUUAUAAUUUUGAAAAUAUAAAAAAUGUCAGUUUAGUUAAUCGAUUAAAGUAUCGCAUGUCAAUAUUAUCAUGUAUUGUCAUCCCAUCAUCGAUGCUGUUGGAGGUUACGAAUUUGAUGCCUCUAAGCAUGUCGGAAGCAUUUACAUUUUUAACGGUUGCAGUGACAAUUUUUUUUCAUGGAAUCGGAUUAUUUUGUAACAACGUAAUCGGGUACAUUUACUCCAAACCAAAGAGCAAUGAUUUAAAAAUUUCCUACGUUAAUUAUUGGGGCAAAAGAAUUGAUAUAAACGCUAACGCUAAAACAAUAACUUGCACUGAAUCAUCAAAUAUGUUUUUCCGACCAUUAUUUAAUUCAGUUAAAACAGAAACUACUAAAUUUCCAUUAAAAUUGUAUGUAAAAGGAAAAGUUAUGGAUGAAAAACACUUUGAUAAUAUAUUUGGUAUUCCAUUUUAAAUAAAUUUAUGUUUAUAGUAUAA